Pseudophryne corroboree (corroboree frog) is the source of this 1111-nucleotide messenger RNA. Its product is annotated as eukaryotic translation initiation factor 4E type 2-like. The coding region runs from base 144 to 782 and encodes 212 amino acids. Gene Ontology annotation, cellular component: eukaryotic translation initiation factor 4F complex; cytoplasm. NCBI's taxonomy places the organism in Eukaryota, Metazoa, Chordata, Amphibia, Anura, Myobatrachidae. Gene Ontology annotation, biological process: translational initiation. The transcript is spliced from 6 exons. The record is from RefSeq and is a predicted model, not a curated record. Gene Ontology annotation, molecular function: RNA 7-methylguanosine cap binding; translation initiation factor activity.
CAAGUCAGUCACACGCCCCGCCCCGAGGAGACGCGCUGACGUCAGCACGCCCGGGCAACAGCAGCAGCAGCCGCGGGCACCGGGAGCAGCAGCGGGAGGAUCCGGGUCACUCGCAGACCGACGCGGCGGCUGCAGCUCGGGACAUGGGGCUGUCGGGGAACGAUGACGUCACCGUCCCGGAGGAUGAUGUCACCUCUGCAGCCAAAUCCAAGGAGAUGAUCGCUGCCCCCGGUGAGCACCCGCUGCAGUUCCGCUACACCUUCUGGUAUUCCCGAAGAACGCCCUCCCGGCCCGCAAGCACCCACAACUAUGAGCAGAACAUCCGGCAGUUUGGUACAGUGGCCUCUGUGGAGCAGUUCUGGAGAGUGUACAGCCAUUUGGUGCGCCCAGGAGACCUCACAGGAUACAGUGACUUUCAUCUCUUCAAAGAUGGCAUUAAGCCCAUGUGGGAGGAUGAAGCCAAUAAGAAUGGUGGGAAAUGGAUUAUCCGCUUGCGGAAGGGUCUGGCAUCACGAUUCUGGGAAAACAUUAUCCUGGCUAUGGUCGGGGAACAGUUCAUGGUGGGAGAAGAGAUAUGUGGGGUGGUCGUUUCCAUCCGCUUCCAGGAAGACAUCCUUUCCAUCUGGAACAAGACCGCAAAUGAUCAGAUCAGUACUAUCCGCAUUCGGGACACCCUGAGGCGGGUGCUCAAUCUCCCUCCAAACACAAUCAUGGAGUACAAAACGCACAAUGACAGUCUAAAAGACAACUCGAGUUUCAGGAACACCAAACUGACCCUCUAGCUCUCCCUUUGUCUUCUCUGUGAACACUUGUAUCUGCGGACUCCGGGAAGUCCGGUACUUGCAGCUAGCUCGCCGCUGUAGGGUUAGAGAGAACUUUAAACACGACGUUCCUGUGUUACACUGCAGCUGGGACAUACUGGAAUCCUCCUUCCAGCUCCUAAACCUCUAAGACUGAACGUUCCUGGUCACUGCAAAGGACUCUGGGAAUUCCCGCACAGCAGAGCAUAGCUAUCAGCCGGGACCUUUGGAAAUAGUCACAGAGGCCGAAUAUGGAUAGCAUCGUUUCUGGGGGAUGUGAAAGAAUUAUAGCAAUAAAAUAUUUUUGUGCA